AUGAAGACCACCAUUCUCAGCGUCACUACUGGCGUUCUGGUCCUCUUCGGUACUACCCAGGCCUUCGAGGUCCCGGACAUCGUGCCCGCUGUCACCUUCAACAUGCCCAUCAACAUCACUGACAAGAACAACGCCACCGUCCCUAUCACUAGCACCAUCCAGCAAGCUGUAGCCAAAAUGGAGACCGACUACCCCGGCUGGAAAGCCGCCUUCCAGGGAGAAGAGAAGACCGUCACCAUCAACAUCGAGGAUGGCAUCGCGUACCUCUCGGAUCUGCCCGGCCUCACCCAGAACGACACCGGCCAGUGCGGCCGCGUGAGCUGCUCGUGCAACUCGGCCAUUCUCUGGCGCAACACCUUCGCCCACACCUCCACCCCCGAUUUCACCUGGACCCUCCCCAUUAACCUCAACGACCCCAACAGCGCCACCGUAACCAUCACCGGCACCAUCGAAAAUGCCGUUGCCAAGAUGGAUACCGACUAUCCCGGGUGGAACGCUACCUUCAUGGCGAGGGACCCUCACCCCUCUGACGGUGAUAGAGAUGAUGAGGAGCCUCUUCAAAAUGGCACCUUCAACUGCCGUCCUGACCAUGAAGGCUGGGCUAACAGAGGUGCCAUCAGGGACGGGAUUCAAUACCUCCGUAAAGUUCCUGGCACGGCGAAGACGGAGCUGGGCCCGACAACUGCGGCCGAUGACGUUGAGAAGGAGCUUGAGUGGAAUGACAUUGCCGAUGCUGCCCGUGAUAUCACCUAUAAAUGCUGGUUUGACGUCAAUGUCAACGUGAUCAGACGGCAUGUCGAUUACGAUGAUAAGUGGGGAGUCAUCCUUGUCCACGUCUCCGUCGCUGAAGAUGUCCACAAUGUUACCUGGAACCUGCCCAUCAAUCCCGCCGACGAUAACAGCGCUACCGUAACCAUUACCGGCACUAUCUAG
Podospora bellae-mahoneyi is the source of this 933-nucleotide messenger RNA. RefSeq lists its product as uncharacterized. The coding region runs from base 1 to 933 and encodes 310 amino acids. The record is from RefSeq and is a predicted model, not a curated record. Lineage: Eukaryota; Fungi; Ascomycota; Sordariomycetes; Sordariales; Podosporaceae. The transcript has 8 exons.